GUGUUGAGUCGCAUCCUGUCAGCUGUGGUGGAUGUGUGGACGUGUGGGUGUUGCCUUGGAAUGCUCCUGUUUGGAUUAUUUUAGCGAGCUGCCUCCCUUACCAUUAUCCAAAUCCGCCCUCAAAGUCUCCAGGAAGUUGAACCAGACUCCCCCAGUCAUACCAGAGCCUGAGGAACAAUACUUGUCAUGGUGGCUGUCUCUGAAAAUCUAAUGAGCAAGUGGUGCACAGCAGUAAAUAUGCCACUCUGAAAAAUGAUAGAGGAACCUGCAGUUGACACUUGAUUGGUGAACUGCAACUGUUAUAAUGUACUUUCUUGGGUCACAAGUCCCUAGCACCAACAUGAGUGUCGUGACAGCUUUUGAAUGGUGCAGAGUGUGAUGCCAAGUAUUACGGGGCCGUUUGUGCUGGGCGGAGGCAGCAGCAGCACGGGCGACCGGGAUGGGGUGGAUGGUGGGGGCACACGGGGUGGUGGCCGGAGCAGUGGGGGACACCGGCCUAUGUCCAAUGAGGAGUGUGGUAUCCGAGAAGUCUGGGCACACAACAUGGAGGAGGAAUUUCACCACAUCCGUCGCAUUGUUCACCAGUAUCCCUAUGUGGCUAUGGAUACAGAGUUCCCUGGAGUGGUUGCGAGGCCAAUAGGUGAGUUCCGAAGCAAUGCAGACUACCAGUACCAGCUGCUGCGUUGUAAUGUUGACCUCCUGAAGAUCAUCCAGCUGGGAUUCACCUUUCUCGAUGAGCAGGGCAAGACGCCACCAGGCUUCAGCACCUGGCAGUUCAAUUUCAAGUUUAAUCUCACGGAGGACAUGUACGCCCAGGACAGCAUAGACCUCCUACAAAACUCCGGCCUUCAAUUUAAAAAGCAUGAAGAGGACGGCAUUGAACCUGUCAAAUUUGCUGAGCUCCUCAUGACUUCUGGGAUUGUGCUCUUUGACAACAUAAAGAUGCUCUCCUUCCACAGUGGGUAUGACUUUGGUUACCUGCUAAAGCUGUUGACAGACCAGAACUUGCCCUCAGAAGAGAGUGAAUUCUUUGAACUUCUGAGGCUCUACUUUCCUUCAAUUUAUGAUGUAAAGUACCUGAUGAAGUCCUGCAAAAAUCUGAAAGGUGGCUUGCAGGAGGUGGCGGAACAGCUGGAGCUGGAGCGUGUCGGGCCCCAGCAUCAGGCUGGCUCAGACUCCCUCCUCACAGGUGCUGCAUUCUUCAAGAUGAAGGAGAUGUUCUUUGAGGACAAAAUUGAUGAUGCCAAGUACUGUGGUCACCUCUAUGGUCUGGGGACAUCCUUUGUUGUCAAUGGAAACUCCUCAGCCUCGUACACAGACAACGGCCACACUUCAGACUCCACCUCCAACUCAUAGUGCAGCAGGGAAAACAAGUCAAGCCCCGCCCAACCUUGUACAGACCCUCCGUGGCCCGUGGAGACUUAGCCGGCCGUGUUGGCUCCCGAUUCCCUUGAAGACCCAGCAGGGGUGUGGCACAAGGUUAUUGUGUUUCUGAUCCACACUCAUGGAGGCUGGUGUCCCAGUCCUUGUGUGUCCUACCAAUAAUUUUAUUAUUUCUGUGUUUUAAAAAUGGGUGGAAGUGCCAUCCUCACUUUUCUUCCUCUCUCUUCUGUCAUUAAUCACUGUCUAUCUCUCUCUCUCAUGCUUUCUUUUUGUUUUUCCUUAGUCUAUCAGUUUUCCUAAUGUAUUGAGUGAAAGGUGAAUUUAGGAUGUGGAAGUAUGGAUGUCUUACUGGUGAGGUCCUAAGGGGAAAGUCCCCUCUGGUGUGUUUUAACUGGAAAUUAUGCAUUUUCCAACAGCCUGUUGGAGUGGUCAGAGAAUCCCAGAGAUGAAAGAAAAUUCAGAAUGAUGUUUAUCAUCUUUUUCCCUCAUUUGUUGACAACAAAUCUUUAAUGCAAAUUACUAAUCUCAAGAUGAACAGAGCUCCUUAUGAGGAAAUUGAAUAUUUUUGUUUUUAUAUGAUUUCCACUUCCAUAAAUUUUAAAACAAUUUUUGUUCUAUGUACAAGAGUAUGAGGGAGUUUUAUAUUAAAGGCUGUACAUUUCAGUAUUCUCAUUUAGGCCUGAGUUCAGCCUGAGGCAGUACAACUUCAUGUCCUGUGAGGGAACAUCACAUCUUUGGAUCAAUGGCCACAGACGCUAGGGCUAAACACUCUCCCUGGUGGGCUGAACUGGAAGUUGAUUGUCAGGGAGGAAGAACUAAUGUAGUUGAAGGGAAAGAGACAUCAUUGGUUUUAUGAAAAUUAAAGAAGAAAAGUGCACAAAAACACUCUUAUUUUUUAUAAUCAGUUUGUAUCUUGAAACUGUGAUAACAAUUAUACUUUUAUUGAAGAUUAUUCAUAUCAAAGAAAAGAUGAAUAAAAUUUCCACUGCUUUAACCAUUCUUUGCUUAUAGAGUUAUCUCCUUCAGGCCAUUCACAGCUAAGAGAAUUUUCAUCAACCCUUCAGCAACAUUACUGAGCAGCCAGGGAGUGUGAGGGAGAGGUGCAGCACCUUGUGAUGUGUGUCCUAAACCAGGUGUUUGAUACCUGCAGUAUGCUUGGGUAUGGUUUCAGCUAAUUCAUGAAAUAUGUUUUGUGGGACCACUCAUUACAGAUAUAUGAUUUUCAUCAUAACACUAGAGGCAAACUGUUAACACUUGUAACAACCACCAAAGACAAGUAAGUUAAAAUCAUACUUUCAGUAAAUACAAUAUCAAUAAGAAUUUUCAUUAAGAUCAUUGAGUCUUCAAAAUUUUGAAGUAUUGAUUAUUAUGAAACAUCAUUUUACUCAUUUUACUAUAGUAGGUGGAACACACACACACACACACACACACACACACCUCCAACUCCAGUGGCUAACUGUUUUUUGUACUAAAUAACAUGUUCAGUGAAGUCUUAUUGAAUUUCAAAACAUUUGGAGCCUUAAAUAAGAAACUUAAUUUUUCACUCCAGCUGCUUUCUUUAAUUUUUCAUGUUUCAACCUACAUUAAUGUUUGCUCAGGAGAAGUUUAAUUUAGUUUUUCUGCAUCAAUAAGCCAACAUUUUAUUAAGGCCUCAACCACUUCACCAGUGAUUUCUUCUGUACUUCCAGCUAGAUGAGGAAAAUUAUGCUUGCUGCAAAAUGAGCCUUGGAAUGAAGCUCCCUCUUAUUAUACUGCUGGAAUCAGUACUUUAGAGUUAUUCAGAUAUCCUUUAAUAACUUCAAGCUUUAAGGAAUAUUUUUUCCAAAAACUUGACCUUGUUUUUGAACUAAUUCAUUUUUAUUUAUUUAUUUAUUUAUUUAUUAUUAUUAUUAUUAUUAUUAUUAUUAUUAUUAUUAUUAUUAUUAUUAUUAUUAUUAUUAUUAUUUAUCAUUAUUUUCUUUUAUGGGAGCUCAAAGACCAGAAGAGUGACACUGCCCAUUGUUACAAGUGGAGAUAUGAAUAUGAAUGUAUUACCAUGUCAGUUACAGUCUGUAUGUCUGUAUGUAUGUGAAGCCUCCAGCCUAGAGGGAUGAUGCAGUAAGUUCUUGUAUUGUGACUUGAGGACUGUGCACCAGGAGGAUCUUAUUGUCUGCUGUUAUGUCACUACUUCUUUUCCUCUCCACCUCUUUGAGAGUUGCUAAGGCAAUGACCAUUGCAAUUUUUCAGUCAUACAUUUUUUCCCCACCCUCUUCAGAGAUGUCACAUGAAGCGCCUGAGGAAUGAAAUUUAGUUUAGUCAUGUUAUGGACUUUCCUUGAUUUGUAGACAGACUUAAUGAGUUCAUUUAAUAACAUACUUUACUUAGCACAAGUGGACUCUGUUCUCGGGAGCAUGAUAAGGUUUUGUUACAAACGUGUGAGUCUCCUCAGCAGUACAAGUGAAGGUAUAAAGUUAGAAAUAUCAUCAAUGCAUUACUUCUCAACAGCAGUAAGAGUAGAGCAACACAACCACACCAGCCAGAAUCACAAUUAUGAUGGACAUCAGGCAUGAGAUGUGUCUAGUGGUACAAACAUUGGUGACAGAACCACCGGACAAUAGAAAAAAUGUGACACAUCUCUGCUCCAACUCUGAUGUUUGGAAUAAUCAUGAUGCUGUCUGCUCGUGUCCCCGAGGAUUCAUUUGAUAUGUAGCUUACUGCCUUGAUUGACUGUAAAAUGUGUUCUUUUGUAACUAGAUGCAGCUGUAGGGGCAGUGUCUCCUUAAAGCUGCAAUAUUUUGGAUGAACUGACAUUUCUACUUCAUAUAUAACCAACCUCUUGCUAAUUGGAAUUGGCAGUGUACAAAUAAGCUUUGGAUUACAAGUGUAUAUAAGGACUUUCCUGGCUGAAUAGGAUUAUUCAUCCAGACCAGACCAUAGAUCACUUGAAAGUAAUUUAAUCUUAUGGUGGAUUGCAGAAUACAGUGAAGAGAGUUGUGAUGGAUGUGACAGGAAAAAAAAGUGUGAUGAACUUUAUGGAACAGCACAAUGUAAAUGAACUUUGUGAUGUGGACACUCUUGAAGUUAUAGUUUUGUAUUCUUCAGAAACUCCAGAUAAAUGUGAAGAUAAGUUAAACAGAAGCAAAAUAAAUAGAGAGAGAGAGAGAGAGAGAGAGAGAGAGAGAAGUGAAGAAACAGCUUUGAUUGGGAGCUAAAUGAAGACUGUUGAACAGAGAUGAGGAAGAAUUAACAUGUUUGCAAGCUGCAAGAUUGAAGUCAGUGGAUGUGCCUCAAGUGUGAUGCUAAGAAUACUUACACAUCACUGCUUGAGGGAGAUGUCUUGCUGUCCAGUGAUGCUGCAGUAACAUCUACAUCUCCACAGCAGUAAUCAUCAAAUGAUUCUAAUAUAUUAUGAAGUAAUGUUCAUGUUGACUAGUCAAGAAAACAAAUUGCUGCAAAAUUUUUAGGAACAAGAUUUGGAAGAUCGAAUAUUCAAACCUGUAAAUUGUUCAAGUUCCAGUAUUUCAUUUUUGAACUUGUCAGCAUGGUUUAGACUUAAGUAAGCAGAAUUGUGAAUAAACAACUGAUAACUCAUUGAUUUAGUGUAGGUCUACAAUAGAUAGUUUUUUUUUUUUUUUUUUUUUUUUUUUUUUUUUUUUUUUUUUUUUUUUUUUUUUGCAUAAUGUCAGCCUUUAGGCCACAUGUUUCAGUGAUGUGAAUUAUCACAAUAACUAACUUUGGUCAUCAAAAGAUAUACUAAAAAGACAGUGAUAAUGAAAUGAUCAAUUAAUCAACCACCAAACUAAUGGUUAGACACAAGCAGGCCUCAGAAAGUAACUUGACUCCUGCUUCAACUCAAGAUACAACCUUACAUGCCUGAUUGGCAAGCAUAUUACACUUUCAGCAGCUUGAAAAAUAAUCGAAUGAGACUUUUCAUUUCAUGUGAAUGAAACAAUUGGAUGUACCAAAGGAAGACUGUGAUAGCACUUUUCCAUGUAUGUGUUUUACUAGUAAUUGUUGUGUUUUGGUGGCAAAGAGAUUGUUGUCAUACUUGUUACAGACCUACAACUCAUGUGAUUAUAUGUGAGGUGUUUGGUCUGUCAGCAGAUGUGAUUGCAUGUGUGUGUGUGAAGCACUGUGCUGUCCACCACCUGCAGGUGAGGAACUUCAGAAAACAAUGUAAUCAAUGUUGAACCAAUGCCUUUUAUUUGUGACACGUAAAAUACAGCAAGCUGUUGUUUGGUGCUGCUGCUUUGCUUCCCAUUCAUUCAAGUUUUCUUUUCAAUUAUCUAAACUAGCAUUUUCAUUUAAAGAAUAUUUGAGGAUGUUUCAGUUGCAGUCUGCUUGGGGAAGAAAGCUUUAUACGUGGUAUGCAAAGAUGCAUCUUUACAAGGAAGUGUUAAAUAUUUGUAAUGUUACCAAUUUUCUGCAAUAAAGUAUUAGGUUUUAAUCAUGAUGCAAUGAUGAAGUUUUUUUUUUUUUUUCUUUUUUUUUCAAAUUUUAGUACAACAUAGGAUGAAAAUAAUAAUUAAAAAAAAAACAUUCAGAUACUGUUGUGGAAGAGACAACAUCAAUACAUCUUGUUUUGUGAACUCUGCAGUGAGUAACAUGACCAUCAUAUACUGCAUUAUGUACUCAUUGUAUUCAUUGUCAACAUUUCCUUGCACAAGUGUACAAAAAAGAUCAGCACUGUAAUGUCAUGUACUCAUCAUAUUGCCCUGUCAUGAAGGUUGCCAGGAUGAAGCACACAGCCUGUGUGGUCAGCCACAUCCGUCUAGUCAGGUUUUUUAAGUGCAAGACUAAGGCUACAAGUGUCUACAGACUGAAUGUCUUUACUUUUACUCUUUUUAGUACAUCUUUUGUUACAUUUUUUUUAAAUCAUUCCAUUUUACCUAGUAGUUGUAAUUUCUCAUCUGAUGGACUAUGAGAAAAAUGUGUGUUUUCAUGUAUAAAUUAACAGCAGAUUCCUGUUAUGCAUUACCUCCACUAAAUUGAUGUUAUCAUUUUUAUUGAUAUUUGAUGUACAUAAUUUUAAUUGUAUUUUAGCAGCUUGCAAACUUGGUAAUCAUGAAGUGAUGGCAAUGGAAAGAAUAGAUAUUGUUUUGUAACAAAGAUA
Scylla paramamosain (green mud crab) is the source of this 6475-nucleotide messenger RNA. RefSeq names its product CCR4-NOT transcription complex subunit 7-like (gene Pop2). Gene Ontology annotation, molecular function: nucleic acid binding; poly(A)-specific ribonuclease activity. The record is from RefSeq and is a predicted model, not a curated record. The coding region runs from base 364 to 1356 and encodes 330 amino acids. Lineage: Eukaryota; Metazoa; Arthropoda; Malacostraca; Decapoda; Portunidae. The transcript is spliced from 8 exons. Gene Ontology annotation, cellular component: CCR4-NOT core complex; CCR4-NOT complex; P-body.